This is a messenger RNA of Dryobates pubescens (Downy woodpecker), 3494 nucleotides long. RefSeq lists its product as uncharacterized. Bases 1 to 1872 code for a protein of 623 amino acids. The transcript is spliced from 9 exons. The record is from RefSeq and is a predicted model, not a curated record. Lineage: Eukaryota; Metazoa; Chordata; Aves; Piciformes; Picidae.
AUGACACCAACACAGUACCACAGGCAUAGUCAGAGGAGACGCAUUCCUCUGGGCUGCUCCCUUUAUAAGUCACCGCUGGCCGGGCGCCCGCUCGCAGCCUCCGCGCUGGCAGCGUUGUCUGCUGCCUCCCCUCCCUCGCCAUGCCCUAGCCCGGGCUCCGCUCGCCCGCCGGGGACGCGCAGCAGCCCGGGGAGGGCCGGCGGCGAUGGCACCUCCGUCCCCCGCCCAGCCCUGAGGGCGGCUGCCGCCGGGAUGUUCAGUUGGCACCGCAGCUUCACCCUGGGAGCGCCCUGGAAGAGAGGUAAGAAGAGUCCCCCUGCGGAGGACAAAGUCGUGUUAACACAUAUGAAGAUACUGAGCAAUGAAGGAAUUCAAAACCCAGGGUUAAUCCCAGAGGCUCCAACUGACACAGCCUGUACAGAAGAUUCCCAUCUCCCAGGUGCCCACCUCCCACUGGACUACCAGGGAAAUCUGAAUGCAGCAACUACACCAGCAGCUCCAGACUAUGCAGAUGCCCCGGCAAGCACAGACUCUGUAGCCACACUGCCUGACCUCAAUGCCUUUGAGUCUAAGUGUCGACUUCACAGAUUCUCCAAAUUUGAAUCUGAGGACUCUGGGGUUGAAUUGCCAAGUGGGGCUAAUUCGCCAUCAACACCAACUGCUUCAGAGAAGAGUUUUGUGCUUCACAGCAGAGACUCAUUUUGUGACUCGGGUGUGCUUAGCACCUCUUCCUCUCCAGAAAUUGACCAUCUGAUAAUGAGAACAUGUAAAGAGCAUGCCAGAAGAGUCAGCCAGCAAGAUCCAGAGACUGAAAAGCAGGCUGAGUGCUAUAGCCAGGAGGUAGAUGCUGUACAGGGUCCUUCAGCUUUCCUGGAAGACAUCAGUGUCCCUCAGGAAGAAAGAACUGAUGAAAAUUUUGACCAAAGUGAAAGGCAAUCUUUUGAAAAGGAACCUACAACAGAGACAGACCCUCCCAGAGAGAGCCCUCUUGCCACUCCAGCUCCCAUAGAAGAGCCAAAGACAAUUGCUGACAAUUUCCCAGAGAACUUUGGCAGCACACAAGACCUUCAGAUCCACGGACAUCAACUGAAGAAGUACCCCACAAGUGACAGUCUGGAUGAAUACAUGGAUGAAUGCUGUAGACUGAGUGAGGUGAACCAAGGUAACAGCAAAGCCCUGGGAUCUGGUCUGGGAUACCUUGAACACAUUUGUCAACUGAUAGAGAAGAUUGGGCAGCUGCAGGAGCACAAUCUGCGUCUCCAAAAGCAAGUGUGCAGCUUGCAGAAAGAGCAGAAGAUGAGUCAGAUAAAAGAGGAGUACUUUCUGCAGCACUGCUCCUGUGGAGCUGCCAGCUUCUUCCUCAACUCGUAUCAAGAUGUGAAGACAUUUUUUGCUGGAAGAAGCAGACCUCACAGCCUCCUGGUUCAGACUGGAAACCCUUCUGAUCUUUCCAUCAUCCCAGAAAUAGGAGUGAACACUGAGAGGCUGAGCAGCUGCAGUGGAGGAGAGAGAUGCCCAGAUUCAGGAAACAGCCAGUCAAUGGUGGGGCUCAGGAAAUUGACAAACAAUAGGAAUAACAAGGAGAAUGAGUUCAGAGAAGCUGGUAGUAUGGCUGAGGGACAAGCUUUUCCAUCAAAGGACCCUGCAUUAAGAAAGAGUGAGAGCCAUGCUUGGGGCAGAAUGAGAGAUCUUAUGAGGAAGACACGGCUGAGAAACCAAAACAAGCUGGGGCUGUCCUCUGCUGCUCUGAAGAGGUCCUGCCCACAGUUGUACAGGCCAGAUAUUGUGUCUUCGGACCUGAGGAAAACUGAGAGGAACUCCAUGAUUGUUCUGGGGCAAAAUACAAAGAAUGAAAACAUAUGGCCUUUCUGAUAACCCAAGUCAAAUGGAACAAGAAAGGCAAAGUGGAAACAUGAACGAACUCCAGCUCAAGAACCCUGGGGUUACUGGGGAUUACUUUGUGCAGCCUGCAUCCUACAGCUGACAACAGAGCAACUUUUAUUUGAGUGUUGGAAGGGAAAGAGGGAAGGGGGAGGUUGAAAAGGGUCUGUGGGCAGAUAUACGCUCAGCUAUGUACAGCUUAGCUGCUGAAUCUGAAGUAUAAUGACAAAAUCCAAGCCAGAGAUGAAAUUGCUGUUAGCAUCUUGGCAACAUAACCAACAAAGACUUUUAAGUAAGAUUUGAAAAUUCUUUCUCCUCUCUGGGUUAGAAACAGAAUUACCUGAAACCUUGAAGCUUUUAAAGUAUCACUGCUUUCAGGGGUCCUUCUUCAGCUGAAAUCAGCUUAAGCUUUAUAGGACAUAGCAGCAUCUAGAAGAGUGCCAGGGGCUCUUUGCCCAAUGCAGAAGUGCCUGUUAGAAGGACAGCCUUCUAAGGGAGGUAGGAUGGGUGAGCUGAGCUGCAGUCUUUGCUCCUCCCCAACACAGCUUCUUCCUUCAGAACUGCAUCUGGCCAACUACACCAUUUUACUGGAAUCCAAUAGGAAAACCAAGUUUUUAAAGAUAGAACUUCCUACAAGACCAUUCUUGAAUCCACCACAGGAUCUUGUGUGCCUGGUCCUCCUGUAGAGACUCCUUGACUCUAGUGCCACCCUACACAGAAGCUGGCAUCAUGCAUGUUCAUUGCAGAGACUGGAGUGAGAAGCACUGCAGGAACCAGCCUUUCCAGAGGCUGGAGGGUGCAUCCAAGGCAACACCUCAGCUUUGCCAGGUGGCCCAGCUCUUGGACUAUUGAUCUUUUGGGUGGGCAACCAGGCCUGAAUUCCUACUUGUAAUUUAAAAGUCCUCUAGCUGUGUAGGUGUAAGCCUGAGGCUGUAAAUGGGGUAAUGAUGCUGCUGUAGGGCUCAGCCUGGGCUCUCUCUGCUGGGAAAAGCCAAGGAGAGCAGAGCUGCAGGGAAGAGUUAUCCGAAUACAACCUUUUUAAGCUGCUGUUCUUUUGGGCCACACUAACAACUCUAACAUUGUGGCCAUAUUUGGUGGCUCCCUUAUCACAUGUCCACUGAUUCAGACUCAAGGGCCAGUCAGUGCAUGCUUCUGAAGGUCCCACGGUCACAAUGGUCUCUACACACCAGCUCUUGGUGGUACUAGGCAAAAUAAUUAAUACAAGAGUGAAGAUUUAAAUAAAGCCACUUUGCCUUGUGUUAAAAGAUUAUUCUAAUCUCUAAAUUAUGAUAUAAUUGCAAAUCAAGCAAUUGCUGUUGAAAAAUCCCUCCCCAAUCCAAACUUGCCUGAGAACCAAGAUUUGAGAAGCUGGCAGGAAUAUACCAACUUCAGCAAACUUGGGCUUUCAGUAACAGAGGCUUUCUCCUUGCUCAGCUGGAGCCCUUGGAGUCAUCAAAACCAGAACAGGAUCUCCUCUGAGAUUCAAAGCACCUGAGCCACACUCUGGCAGGGCAGCUGUAUUUUGCAGGGGUGAGUGAAGGCAGCAGCCAAAGUCUGGUUUUCCAAGUCUUCUUUAGAAAGGUUGUUGCUGUUGCAGCUCAGAAAAACAAAAA